Mytilus trossulus (common blue mussel) is the source of this 742-nucleotide messenger RNA. RefSeq lists its product as uncharacterized. The coding region runs from base 162 to 467 and encodes 101 amino acids. Gene Ontology annotation, cellular component: membrane. The record is from RefSeq and is a predicted model, not a curated record. The transcript is spliced from 4 exons. Lineage: Eukaryota; Metazoa; Mollusca; Bivalvia; Mytilida; Mytilidae.
CUUUGAUUUAAGUAAUGCAUAAAUAAGGAUAUCAUAAAGACAAAUGUAACGUUCAAAAGAGCAUAAGGGCCUGACGAAACUAGAAAAGGUUAACCAGUAGAUAUUAAAUCAAAAGUUCAAAGUGUAUUGGUUUAUUGAGUAAGCCCUACAAGGACAAAAAGAUGCAAGAAGAUAUAGUUAUUAUAUAUCAGCCAGACGUUGAUAUUCAGAAUAGCAAACAGCAGCAAAGAAUCACUACCACACGACCACCAGAUUUGACUUGCGAGGCAUGGUUUGUUUGUUGUUGUUGUAUUCCUCCUCUUGGAGCAGUUGCUGUAGCAUUGGUACUCGAUGCAAACUCAGCAGCUGAUAGAGGAGACUUUGAUCGCGCUCGUGUCAGUGCAGGCAUCGCUGGAAUUCUUAUAGUAGGAAGUUUUUUCGGUGGAUUAUGUCUUCUAUUAAUACUAGCUAUCGUUCUACGCAUUUAAAUUAUACAUCUUUGUUCAAUGUAUAGUUUUUUUUAACAUCAAUAAAGUUAUUCACUGUGUUUGUGUUCGUGAUAACGUAUAUUCAAAUUUAUUUUUAUUUUGAGGUUCAUGACUGAAGAAAAAAACAAAUAUUUAUCUGAGAUUUCAACAUUUUUGUGUGUUAAGCAAACAAUAUAACUGGACUUGUAAAGGAUAGUCAAUGACAAUCACAAAGUAGAAAAUACAUCAAGUGAAAACAAAUAUUAACAAUUAUUCACGGUUUAUAAAAUGUUCGA